Messenger RNA from Meloidogyne enterolobii, 576 nucleotides. Lineage: Eukaryota; Metazoa; Nematoda; Chromadorea; Rhabditida; Meloidogynidae. The record is from the annotation of a GenBank genome assembly.
AUGGAUUCUUUUUGUGUUUUCCUUUCUGAAAUUUGUACUGCAAAUGAAAACAAUUUGCUUUAUUCAUCAACAGUUCAGACAGAAACUACAGCUUUAUUUUUACAAAAAAUAUGUCAAGUUACCUGUAAUAAUAACCAAACAUUUUUACAAAAAUUGUGUAUUUGGUUAACUAUUAAAAAACAUUUUAUUUUGUGUAGCACAAACUCUCCAACAAAAACAAUUCCAACAGAAAUAAAUCGUAGGGCAAUAGAUGUUAUUCAAGAAAUAUUAAAUAAUUUAUUGUUUCCAUCAGAAUUAGAAAAUUCCUUAAAUGGAUGGAAUUCCUUUUUAUUUUCUAUUUUUACUUUUAUUCUUCAAGAGGAAAAAGAAGAAAGAAAUUGUACUUUAGAAACUUGUAUUCAAAUUGGAAAUAUUUUUUUGAAUUUUGUGGAGCAAAACAAUUUUGAUUUGAUUGGGACUGGGUGGACAGAAUUGUUUGCUUCCUUGAAGGUAAAUAAUAAAAAAUUAUUCUAUAAUUACACUCUCAUCCCGAUCUCUAAUAGAUUUAUAAGCUCCGAGCUGAAGCGAAGAACCUAG